Molecule: messenger RNA, 828 nt
Organism: Cynoglossus semilaevis (tongue sole)
Lineage: Eukaryota; Metazoa; Chordata; Actinopteri; Pleuronectiformes; Cynoglossidae
Product: carbohydrate sulfotransferase 11-like
Exons: 4
Coding region: 204-746 (180 amino acids)
Biological process (GO): carbohydrate biosynthetic process
Cellular component (GO): membrane
Molecular function (GO): sulfotransferase activity
Source: RefSeq, a predicted model, not a curated record
UCUCGCGUCACCUGGUGCUCUAUGUAUGUUUACCUCCCUCACUCAGUCUCUGUGGAAUCAUUGGUCAGUGGUCAUGUUCGUUGUGGCUGUGUGGUGGUCUGCUCUUCGUUGCUUGUGUCUUCGUUCCGAGUUCCUUGUUCCUGCUACCCAGAGAAGACAGGUGGCAGCAGGUGCAGGAAGAGAGAAAGCAGCUGAUAAAAGACAUGUGCAAUGAUGAAACUAUGUCAUUGAAGGACAUCAGACAUUGGAAUUUUCUGGUGGACGAUGACCAUUGUCUCAUCUACUGCUAUGUCCCCAAGGCAGCAUGUACGAACCUGAAGAAAUUCAUGUUUGUACUAAAACAUGGUGAACCCUACAGUGACCCUAGGGAAAUACAAGGAGAUAUUCACUUACUUGGAAACCUAACUCAUCUGGCACUACAUUCAAGUUCUAAAAUCGAGGCAAAACUGAAGCACUACACCAAGUUCAUGUUUGUCCGUCAUCCAUUUGUACGAAUCAUUUCUGCCUACGUUGACAAAAUUAGGCACCGGGAUUCCUAUUUUUAUACCACAUUUGUACGGGAUAUUCUAGUCUCUAUGCUAACCACACAAAUCCACCAGAGACAGUUGAAGAGGGAAACGCACAGGGAUUGGUUCCAUCCUUUGAAAAUUUCAUUCAGUACUUGGUGGAUCCACGAACAGAGAAGCAAAAGCCAUUUGAUACACACUGGAGACAGAUGCACCGCUUGUGUAAUCCCUGCCUCGUAGAGUAAGAUCAUAUUUUUUUAAACAGAAGUGACACUUUGCACCUCACUUAUUCCCAUUCCUAUAAUCAAACCUCUGAUGUCCA